GGUACGAAACAAAAAAUUUGAUAGGAACGCAAAAAGUCAAUAUUUGAUGGAAAUGGAAAAAAUGAGCAGGUCUUCGAGUUUAAUGUCAAAAGAGAGUUUUGAAUCAGCGAUUGAACUAAUGCCAACUGACAGAAGCACAGAUGGAAAUGGUCGAUGUUUUUCAGAUGAGAACCAGGAUUGUAAAAUUAACAAAAAAUCUGGUGGAAAGAAUAGUCAUGUAUUCAAAGACCACAAAUGUUGUUUGUUAAUUGCUACUAUCGUAUUUAUCAUGUUUAUAGUGUUUCUGAGUAUCUUCAUCAUCAUAAAUUACAAUCGCUGUGAGCCAACUCGUGAAUAUUCUUUUGUUUCCGGAAACUGCACUAACUGUACAAAAGAAAAUAAAACAGAGGAAAAAGAAUCACCUAGCAAAGAAGUCAAAGAUACAGAAUUUCAAGUUACACUUUGGGACUCAUCGAUGACAGUUAUUAUAAAAACCCAUGAAACGCUAUCUCUCCAACUCAGUCGAUAUGACGACGACACCACAAUGAUGAUAUGUAGAAAUAACAGAACGUCGUAUGAGCUCUUCUGUAACUCCCAAGCGAAACGUAAUUGCCAGUCUGUUCCUGUUCCUGUCAAUAAAUCAGUUACCAUCAGAAAUGAAACACAAGAUGAACAGAUCAUAUUUAAUAUUGUGGCAAAAUGUAUAAAUCAAAAAGUUGGUAUCAAAUGGAUAAAUAUUUAGCCUGUAAUUGGCAUGUAUUUUCAAAAACGUUAUUAGGUUUCGUCAUCUUUCUGAUUUGAAAAGAACUAAGCAAUGUUACUUUAGAAUAGUUUUUAAUGAUGCAUGAAUAGGUGAAGAUGUUAAACUUCUCGGAAAAUCUAUUUUACUUAAUAUUGAACUAGUUGUGGGAUCCCAAUUUAGAUCACUCCAUACUUGUCUGUCUUUACCCAAACUUGUGAGUUUAUCAUAUACGCAUGCUUGCUUUUCCCUGUGUGGAUGAAUAAAACCAACCAAGAGGGGAGGAAUUCAUUAAGAAGACACAUGCGUCUAGUUAGUUGUACGAAGAUAUUUUCAUAAAACAUGUUUUCGAGGUUCGGAUAUUUUUUUGUGAAUUAAUCUCGGAGUACAUUUGUUUUUGAAUUGUAAACAUCCUAUCUGAUACUACUACUUAGUUUAUAACUGCAUGCAGCUGGUGGUAUAUUUGUAAUUUCCAGCUUAUAUCAAUUGGCCAGUAUCCAGUGUUUUCGUCGAGACAUUAUGAAAAUUCUAAGUUUUUAUUAAAACUUUUAAUUUAGAAAUUUAUUAUUUUUACUAUAACCAGAGUUACAAAUGUUUGCAGUGUUUAGUCCCUGUUCCUUAAAUGUUUUGUUUCACAGAAAUGUUUUGUAUCGAGCGUACCUGUCGGAGGUAAUCUGAGAAAAAUUUUCAUGCGCAUGAAAUUCAAUAUGAUACUUUUUUGAUUUUCUUUGACAUGUUGUUCUAAGGGAGUUUUCCUGAUUGUGUGACCGUUUACAAAUUAAAAAAAUAAUUAAAUCAUUCUUCUAUCCUGUA
Molecule: messenger RNA, 1531 nt
Organism: Mytilus californianus (California mussel)
Lineage: Eukaryota; Metazoa; Mollusca; Bivalvia; Mytilida; Mytilidae
Exons: 3
Coding region: 47-721 (224 amino acids)
Source: RefSeq, a predicted model, not a curated record